UCACUUCCUCCAGUGUUACGGGGGGGAAAAAAAAUCUGGGAAUGCGAGGGGUUGGGCUGAGCCGCACUUGGGGAACGGCGCGGACCUUGUGCUAGGGCUCUGGCCGUCCUCCGCCUGCUCAGCCCAGGGGCCCCGUGCAUCUACCACCAUGGAGCUGCGGUCUCAUCUCGGGGCCACCUGUUUGCUGGGCUUCAGUUUCCUGCUUCUCGUCACCUCUUCUGCUGGACAUAUUGGGCUUGGAAAGGGUUUUGGAGAUCACAUUCAUUGGAGGACACUAGAAGAUGGGAAGAAGGAAGCAGCUGCCAGUGGCUUGCCUCUGAUGGUGAUUAUCCACAAGUCCUGGUGUGGAGCUUGCAAAGCUUUAAAGCCCAAAUUUGCUGAAUCUACAGAAAUUUCAGAACUUUCCCAUAAUUUUGUUAUGGUGAACCUUGAGGAUGAAGAGGAGCCCAAGGAUGAAGAUUUCAGCCCUGAUGGGGGUUAUAUUCCGCGAAUCCUUUUCCUGGAUCCCAGUGGCAAGGUGCAUCCUGAAAUCAUCAAUGAGAAUGGAAACCCCAGCUACAAGUAUUUCUACAUCAGUGCCGAACAAGAUGGCUUCAGUGACUGAUAGUAAAGCUGGAGUCAAAGAUGCUUCCGACCAGAAUUUUGACUACAUGUUCAAACUGCUCAUCAUCGGCAACAGCAGCGUUGGCAAAACUUCCUUCCUCUUCCGCUAUGCUGACGACACCUUUACCCCAGCAUUCGUCAGCACUGUGGGCAUUGACUUCAAGGUGAAGACAGUCUACCGCCAUGAAAAACGAGUGAAGCUGCAGAUCUGGGACACAGCUGGACAAGAGCGGUACCGGACCAUCACAACAGCCUAUUACCGUGGGGCCAUGGGCUUCAUUCUGAUGUAUGACAUUACCAAUGAGGAUUCCUUCAAUGCUGUCCAAGAUUGGGCUACUCAGAUCAAGACCUACUCCUGGGACAAUGCACAGGUUAUCCUGGUUGGGAACAAGUGUGACAUGGAGGAAGAGAGGGUUGUUCCCGCCGAGAAGGGCCGGCUCCUUGCAGAGCAGCUUGGGUUUGACUUCUUUGAAGCCAGUGCCAAGGAGAACAUCAGUGUGAGGCAGGCCUUCGAGCGGCUGGUAGAUGCCAUUUGUGACAAGAUGUCUGAUUCACUGGACACGGACCCCUCCAUGUUGGGCACCUCCAAGAACACCCGUCUCUCGGACACCCCACCGCUGCUGCAGCAGAACUGCUCGUGUUAGGCAAGGCCCACCCUCCUGAUCUCCCCUUCUUGUGAGCCCACACCUACUCUGCUUUCCCCAUUACAAUCUGUCCACCCCCAGCCCCAAGCAGGCUGCAUUGCCACUGACUUUUGCCUGAAGUGGAAGUGGAAGCAUGCCCCUUGAGUUCUCUGCAGAUGGCCCCGCUAAUAGACACCCAGUCCUAGACUAACAGCCAGGUCACAGCAUGGGUAGAGAUUCACUUUACAAAAAAAGACUCCAUCAGGGGCGCCUGGGUGGCUCAGAUGGUUAAGCGUCUGCCUUCGGCUCAGGUCAUGAUCCCAGGGUCCUGGGAUCGAGUGCCACAUCGGGCUCUCUCUCUGCUCCUUGGGAGCCUGCUCCUCCCUCUGCCUCUCUCUCUCUCUCUGUCUCUCAUGAAUAAAUUAAAAAAAAAAAAAAAAAAAGACUCCAUCUUACAAAGGGUAUUCACUUCAGGGACUUGGAAAGUGAGUCUCUUUUCUGCCUUUAAAAUAAGAUUUCCUCCAUUUACCAAAAUUUGACACACGCACACUUUUUAGGGCCCGGCCAGCUGGCUAAGUGCAGCCCACCUGCACAGCUAAUCCUGUUAAAGAAAACGUCGUCAUACACAGCAUGCUUGUUUCAUAUCAGGCUCCCUGUGGGGCUUCCUCUCACUGCAAGCCAAGCUUUGACUCUCAAAGCCUUAUGCCUGUUACCACGGAUGCCCACAGGGCCUGGGGCAGUUGCUGUGGUGACAGGCCAGAGCUAAUCUCCAGAGAGCUCAGACUCUCUAAUGAUGCUGAAGGAGCAAAGGCUGAGUCAGAAAUAUUCUUAAAAGAAAAGAUUAUUCCCUGCAAAAUGUCAAAGGUUCCUGCUAUAUAAAAGAGCAGGAGAGUGAGCUCAAGAAAGACAACGAGAAAGAAAAGAGAAACACAGGCAAGAUAAAGGAGCAGGUCACGACUUUCUGAUUUUGCUGCUUUCCAGCUGGUUCUUAACUGUGGGAACUCCAUGAAAUUGGUCUUUGUUUUUUAGACUCCCAGAAUUUGAAAUAUUUAGAGCUACCUAGUCUGACUAGUCAAUUUCCAUCUUCACAUCUCUGAUAAGUGGCUGCCAGGCCUCACAACCAAAUCUCUUUCUUCUUCUUUUUUUUUAAAGGAUGUUAUUUAUUUAUUUAUUUAGAUAGAAAGACCGAGCAGUGGGGGGUGGGAGGGGCAGAUGGAGAGGGAGAGACUCUCUGGCAGACUCCCUGCUGAGCACGGAGCCCAACUUGGGGCUGUAGCCCACAAUCCUAAGAUCAUGACCUGAGCCAAAAUCAAGAGUCAGAUGCAUGACUGAGCCACCCAGGCGCCACUCCCCCCCCCCCCCCCCGCUUCUCUUUCUUCUAAAACACACCUUCUAGGCAGGGCUGGGAGCUCAUUGUCCAUACCACCUUUGGGCAGCUCUUAUAAGCAGAAAGUUUUCCUUGCUUUAAGCUGAAAUAUGUCCCCUGGAAAUUCCUCUUCCUCUUCUCACCCCAUUUAUCCCAGCUUUGCUGUCAGAGACCUCACAGUCCAAGCUCCUUCUGCCCCUUGAAACCCCCAGAUGAUUUGAGAACAGAAAUCAUGACCUCUGCCCUUUCUCUAAAGUUCUGCCAUUCUUCAUAGUGUCUUCUUGCCAUCCUGCCCUUUCUUCCAACCCAUCUUUCAGUCACUCCUGAGUAGUCUGACUGGGAAAUGUGAUUCAAAGCAGAAUAAAUCUAAGGGGGCA
Messenger RNA from Mirounga angustirostris (Northern elephant seal), 2969 nucleotides. It is a transcript of the gene RAB3B, whose product is annotated as RAB3B, member RAS oncogene family. Gene Ontology annotation, biological process: protein secretion; regulation of exocytosis; protein localization to plasma membrane. The record is from RefSeq and is a predicted model, not a curated record. Gene Ontology annotation, molecular function: GTP binding; myosin V binding; GTPase activity. Bases 435 to 1247 code for a protein of 270 amino acids. The transcript is spliced from 10 exons. Lineage: Eukaryota; Metazoa; Chordata; Mammalia; Carnivora; Phocidae. Gene Ontology annotation, cellular component: plasma membrane; synaptic vesicle; endosome.